Colletotrichum graminicola M1.001 is the source of this 1515-nucleotide messenger RNA. RefSeq lists its product as uncharacterized. NCBI's taxonomy places the organism in Eukaryota, Fungi, Ascomycota, Sordariomycetes, Glomerellales, Glomerellaceae. Bases 1 to 1515 code for a protein of 504 amino acids. The record is from RefSeq and is a predicted model, not a curated record. The transcript has 2 exons.
AUGAGAGCCCCGCCGGUUGAAGUCAUCCUCAGUUGGCCACCACCGAACUACGACAACCCCGAAACUAGAGGCCCGGUCAACCAGAUUAUCGCCCUCGCCCUCCUGGGCAUCUCCACAGUCCUUCUGGCGAUUCGGAUCUACACGCGUCGAUACAUUAGCAAUGGCUUCGGCUGGGAUGACAUCCUUAUUAUCCUGGCCUCCAUACCGGCCAUAGGGUUUGUGGUCAUCGGAGUCAUCGCCUCGCAGAAGUUUGGCUGGGGUCGACAUGUGUGGGAUAUGCCCCCGGGGAUGCAUACGGUGUCGCUCCAGAUUGGUCUCGCAAGCCAGAUCUUGUUCGACCUGGCUACCAGUUUCACCAAGCUCUCGAUGCUUGCUCUGAUGUACCGGAUCGCCUGCGCGGCGUCAAACAAGUUGAGGACACUAGUCAUGACACUCCAAAUCCUCAUCUCGGUCAACUGUAUCGUCUUCAUGCUGGUAUCGAUGCUGCAGUGCCGGCCCCUGCAGCUCUACUGGACGCUCUCGUUCAAGCCACAGAACUGUAUCGACGAGGGCACGCACCUCGUGGCCGCAAGCAUCAUCAACACUUCCACCGACUUCUUGGUGGUUCUACUGCCACUCUUCAUCGUACGCGUCGUCUAUGCCGGCAAGCUUACCUCGAGGCAGACGAUCAUUGUCAACCUCUUGUUCGGUGCCGGCUUCAUCGCCACUGCCGCUGGCGUGACGCGGACGUAUUUUACCUUUAUCAUGACCACGACGCCGGAUGCUUCGUGGCAUGCCUGGAUCAACUGGCUGGUAUCUUGCAUUGAGCUUUUCCUCGGCAUCAUAUGUACCAGCAUCCCCGCCACCAAGCCCUUCUUCAACAAAUACGUUCCGAAGCUGUUGGGCACGGCGCGCAGGUCGAGGUUCAGUGGCCGCGGCGGCGCCGCGCUCACGGAAUCGACCACCAAGGCUUCCGCUUUCACCAGUCGGGCCUCGAACGAGUCUGUUGUAGGGGAGCCCGUAGCCUCUCCGGCAGAGUCGAAAUCCCCCGCGACGAGAGGUUUCAGCGAGGCAACGCUUAACAAACCUCUGCCGGCCGUGGCGAAGUACCACUCGGUUUACACCAUCAACAUCCAACUCGACGAAUCUAGCUUGGGGCCGGCCGACAGGACGCGCGCCCCCGGCGGUCGAAUAACAGAACAGGCAGACAGAGCCUGGCGCCCACCAGCGAGCAACUUCAGCCGGCCAAGGAAUCUCCAUGCCCGCUGCAGCUCGGACCCGUCGAGUCAGCACCGGUUCAGCAUCUACGGCUCGGGAACAACCAGAUCCGAAAGCCGCAGCACCAACACCACAGCAGGCGAGAGCAGCCGCUACAGCCAUAUCCUAGACGACAUUGAGAGCGUAUACCGCCACAGCAUCCGCGAGCCCGACGAGGAGAGGGCCUACAGCCCCCACGUGCGGCACAGCUACUCGGCGGUGCCCGAGCCACUGAAAAAGCACGGCAAGUCCGUGUCUGUGAGCACGUUCAGAGGUUGA